AAGAGCUGAAACUCAAGUAGAAAAGCAUGGACUGUCCAUCUUGGCUAUAAUUUUGUCAGCUAAAAUUUAGUAAUUGCUUCUGCAUUGCUUUCGGGAGGAGGUGAUCUUUAAAAGCAGGCUGCUCAGCACUCAAAUGGGACUACUCCAAAAGAUUUGCCUAUAUUCUCUACAGAUCAGCAGAACAAGGGAGACCAGCUGCAUAGAUUUUCCCUAGGGCCUGAUGAAUAGGACAACAACUUACUGUUUCGGUUUUGACCAACUUUGGUUUUCGUGACAAUGGAACUUUUCCUCCCUGUGAUGGAAAGGAAGAACCUCUUCCUAAGCCUAUUGAUCUGCUACAGUUUGUUCAGAGCUGCCGAUCAUCACAUGGUAAUUGAAGAGAAGACAGAUUGCAGCCUGCCAAGAAACAACAAAAUGAAUUUCUCAGAUCUCCCACCCAUCUCCAUAACAGAUUUAACUAAAAGAUCCCAGAAAGUCAGCAGGAAAGAGGCAGAGAUCAGGAAAUCUUCCAAGAAAAAAGCUGGACCAAAGACAUCUCUGAAACCAAGGCCCACACCAGCUGCUGACUGCGUGCCAGACUUCAAAACCUGCAAACCACACUUGAAUUCGUGUUGUAACUACUGUGCUUUUUGCAGAUGCCGAAUUUUCCAGACAAUCUGCAAAUGUCUCAUGUUAAAUCCAAAGUGCUAAAGACAGACUGGGAACACAACAGGGCUUCUGUCUUUCAAUUAGCUUCUCACGUGUAGAUUUCAAAUUGCCCCAUGUGUGUAGCAAUCAAAGUAGAGAGCUUUGAAGCUGGCAGCUUGCAUUUGCCCUUCUUAAAAUUAAAUGGAUAAUGUUGGGGUUUUUUUCCAUUGGGUUAAGGCUACCACAAGGACAGCAUAGCACCAGUUUCCAGCACAGACAAUACCGUGGUGAAAGUUCACGUUUCAGGGUUAAUUCCCUUUCCAGGCAUUCAGCAAAAAUCAGGAUGAGAAUUUAUAUAGGUUGCUCUACCUGAAAAGACAGACCCAAAACAAUAAGGCAAUUUUUUAGUCAUCUUCAGCUGAGCAUCAGUACAUCCACCUCCAGGGUUUUACUCAUUCUACCAUUAACCAGUAUCUCCAAGGUGUAUAAUAUACUGGUAUACUUGAACCCUGAAUGUAUCUGUGCCUCAUGACUUCCCCAGUUGUAUCCAUAGGAAUUUUCUAAUGCUCUGUGUGGGUCUAAUUGAGAGGCAAUUUCUUUACUAAUUUAUUUCUAAGCACAGCUGAGGGCUACAGAAAUCUUCCAGGCAGGCAAAGAUGACAGAGAAGACACUCUGAAGGGGCUCAAGCCAUAUGAACUCUUUUUUCUUCUAAUAAUCAAUCCAAAGCUCAGAGCUCAGAACAGAAGUCAGAUUUUGACAGAAAUAUUUCUUCACAGAAUAUUUCAAGUUAAAAGGACCCAUAAGGAUCAGUGUGUCCAAGUCCCUGCUCCUCAUAGGAUCAGCUAAAACUAAACCAUAUGAUGAAGAGCAUUGUGCAGAUGCUUCUUGAACUCUGACAGGCUUGGUGCUGUUACCACUGCCUGUUCCAGGGGCUGACCACCCUCCCAGUGAAGAACCUUUCCCUAAUGUCCAAUCAGAACUUCCCGUGACAUAGCUUUAUGCCAUUUCCUGUCACUGGUCACCUGAGAGAGAUCAGCAUCUCCUUCCUGUGAGAAAGGGCACCCCUCAGCUUUCCUUCUCCAAGUCAGGUGGCCUCAGCUGCUCCUCUUAAGCCUUGCCUUCAAGACAUUUCACCACCUUGGUCACCCUCCUCUGGACACACACUCCAAUAGUCUGAUGUCCUCCUUCUAUUGAGGUGCCUAGAGCUGUACACAGGACUCGAGGUGGGGCUCACACUGCUGCGGUGUAGAGAGGAACAAUCACUGCCCUUACCAGCUUGUUGUGCUGUGCUUGAUGCACCUCAGGACACAAUUGGCCCUUUGGGUUUGACAGGGCAUACUGUUGACUUACACUCAAUUUGUGACCAACCUGAAUUGCCAGAGCUCUUUCCACAGGGCUUCUUUCCAGCCUCUUAUCCACCAGUGUUAACAUAACCAGGAUUGCCCUGUCCCAGGUACAGAAUCAAGCACUUGCUGUCAUUAAAUGCCAUGCAGUCAGUGGUUGCCCAGCUCUCUAGCCGGACCAGAUCUAUCUGUAAGGCCUCUCUAUACCCUCUUGGGAAUCCACAGCUCCUCCUAGUUUAGUAUAAUGGGCAAAUUUACAUAAUGUACAGUCAAUUCCUGUGCCCAGAUCAUUUAUAGAAACAUCAAAGAGCACUGGCACUAAAAUUGAGCCCUGGGGAACCCUAUAGGUGAGUGGCUGCCAGCCUGAUGGACCUCCAUUUACUAUAACUCCCUGAGUGGGACCUGUAAGGCCUGGUCACCCAAUGUAUGCUGCAUGCUGGACAUUUUAUCCAGAAGGAUACUGUGACAGUAUAAAAAGGUUUGCUAAAAUCCAAACCACCACAUUUACUGGCUUCCCUUGAUCAGCUAGAAAGAUGACCUUGUCACAAAAGCAGGGCGACCUAGAGCUGGUUGCCCAGGACCACAUCCAUAUGGCUUUUGAAUAUCUCCAAGGAGGGAGUUCCACAACCUUCCUGGGCAACCUGGACACUGUACUCCAGGUGUGGCCUUACCAGUGGUGAGCAGAGGGGAAGGAUCACCUUGACCUGCCAGCAACAGAGCCUAACAUAGCCCAGGACACCAUUUGCCUUCUUUGCUGCAAGGACACAUUGCAGGCUCAUGUUCACCUUGGUGUUCUCCAGAAGACCCAGACCCUUUUCUGCAAAGCUGCUUUGCAGCUCAGUGGCCCAAACAGAUAUUCCUGGCUGGGGUUGUUCCUCCCCUGAUGCAGAACUUUGCCCUUCUCCUUGUUGAAGUGCAUGAGGCUCCUGUCAAUCCAUUUCUCCAGGCUGUCAAGGCCCCUCUGGAUGGCAGCUUAUCAGCCACUCCUUCAAGUUGUGUGUCACAUGCAGACUUGCUGAAGGUACACUCCAUCCCAUCAUCCAGAUCAUCUAUGAAGAUGUUAGUCACAGUUUGCAGCUGUUAGCUGAAGAAAUGGAAAGUGCCGAAGAGCCAUAACGAGGAGCUGGAGAUGAAGAAGCAAAACCAACAAAGUACAGGGUGGUGCAUGUAUGCAAUGAAGGAAAAAGAAAGACCCUUUCAUAUGAGAAUAAGGGGUGUGGUUUUUAACACAUAUGAACAUACUUUUCAGUAUAGCAUUUAUGCAUAGAGCAUUUCCACAAAUUUAACUUCUUAAUAAGUCUUUUUUGUAACUGGAAUUUAUUAGAAAGAAGUUAUGCUUUCUUUGACAUUCAUCUAUUGCACCAAAGAAUAUAUAUAACCAAGUACUCUGAAAUUGUUAUUAGCCUUAGUAAUUUCACUUUCCUGGGUAAAGAUCAUGUUGUAUUGAUAGGACACAGAAAUCAGUAAAACAUGUACACCUAAUACUUUCUUCCUAUAUUUAGCUUGAACAGAUAUUUAUAUGAGGAGUCGCUCGUAAGUGUGAGAGUUCCCUAAGGGACCUAUUUGAAAUUUCAUCAGCACACAGAUAAUAAAACAGAAACAUAACAAAGAUGAAGUGUUUAAUUUGCAGUUGUCACAUACCAAAAUGUCUCCACUGAAAACUUACUGGAAUUCAAGCUUAGAGACAGACCCAGUAAUGCUCUGUGACAGAGUAAUUUUUUCCUAGAGAAUAAUGGGAUUUUCACCCUAAUAGAAUUUAGAAUUCUACGCCUAGUAGAAUUUAGCACAAAUAAAUCUCUAUUAGCUUUUCCA
Messenger RNA from Melopsittacus undulatus (budgerigar), 3783 nucleotides. RefSeq names its product agouti signaling protein (gene ASIP). Lineage: Eukaryota; Metazoa; Chordata; Aves; Psittaciformes; Psittaculidae. Gene Ontology annotation, molecular function: melanocortin receptor binding; neuropeptide hormone activity. Gene Ontology annotation, cellular component: extracellular region. The transcript has 4 exons. The coding region runs from base 277 to 690 and encodes 137 amino acids. Gene Ontology annotation, biological process: positive regulation of melanin biosynthetic process; melanosome organization; hormone-mediated signaling pathway. The record is from RefSeq and is a predicted model, not a curated record.